This is a messenger RNA of Nerophis lumbriciformis (worm pipefish), 1902 nucleotides long. The record is from RefSeq and is a predicted model, not a curated record. NCBI's taxonomy places the organism in Eukaryota, Metazoa, Chordata, Actinopteri, Syngnathiformes, Syngnathidae.
AUGUUGGGGCGGCAGCCGUCCGAGCUCCGGGGACGGCCGCACUCGGCGGUACGGUCACGGCCGCUCGGGGGUUUCUUUCUCGGGCUGUUGCUGGUGCUUCUGCCGGGAGGGGCCCUCGGAGUCUCUGUUUCGGGGCUCGACUACGACGACAGCAGCGGCAACAACCGCAGCGUCAACAUUUACAUGAGUGUGGACGAGCUCAACAGGCUACUCGGUCUGGAUGCUGAGCUUUAUUACGUCCGUGACGACGUGGUGAAUCACAAUGCCAUGUCCUUCACCAUGCCCGUGCCCAGUGAGACCAACAGCCUUCACUUCACCUGGCACUCCAAGUCCAAGGUGGACUACCGCUUAGGUUUCCAGGUGGCGAACCCUGCUGCAAUGAAUAUACCACGGAGCAACAUUUCCAACCAGGGGGAGCUUCCUCGCAUUCCCUCCGUUUUUCGAGUGGACCUUUUCUGUUCGGGCAAGGUGGACGCGGAGGCAAUCGUGACUGUGCAGCUCAACGUGACGCUGCACGCCAACAACUACACAGUGCUUAACUUCAAGAGGAGGAAAAUGUGCUACAAAAGAAUAGAUUCCGACCCUAAGAUUCCAUUUCCUUUCAACAACCACACCCUUCACACGCUUCAGCAGCCCGACUUAGAUGGCGUGACUGCACCCACCACCUCUACUCAGGUGUUCUACAUCAGUGUCAGUGUGUGCUGUAUCGUCAUCUUUCUUGUGGCUAUCAUCCUGGCCAUCCUUCACCUGCACAGUAUGAAAAGAGUUGAGAUGGAGGACAGCGUGAGUGACAGUGGAAGCUCUCAAGGACUUUCUCAGCCCUCUACACAGACCACGCAAUACCUGAGGGCCGACACGCCAAAUAAUGCGGCUCCUGUGUCUAACAACCACCCUGGUUCCGCACCCAUUCUCCAGCUCGCAGCCUCCUCAUUCCAAAACACCGGCGCUCCCCCUCAUGAAACCAAAAGCUUCCCGUCUCUACGAAUUGAAAAGAACGACCUGAGAAGCGUGACCCUCAUGGAGGCCAAGGCCAAAGUCAAAGACAUCGCCAUCUCGCGGGAGAGGGUCACACUGCGUGAUGUGCUUCACGAAGGCACUUUUGGACGCAUCUUCCAUGGUGUGCUGUUGGACGAAAAGGACCCUACCAAAGAAAGACCAGUCUUUGUGAAGACUGUAAAAGAUCAUGCGUCGGAGGUCCAGGUGACCAUGAUGUUGACUGAAAGCUGCAAGCUUCGCGGCCUUCAUCACAGAAACUUGCUCCCCAUCAGCCACGUGUGCACGGAGGAUGGCGAGAAACCCAUGGUGCUGCUGCCCUUCAUGGCCUGGGGCAACCUGAAACUGUUCUUGCGCCAGUGCAAGCUCGCUGAGGCCAACAACCCGCAGGCCAUCUCCCAGCAAGACCUGGUCUACAUGGCCAUUCAGAUUGCGUGCGGGAUGAGCUACCUAGCGCGGCGUGAGGUCAUCCACAAAGACCUCGCCGCAAGGAACUGCGUCAUCGAUGACAACAUGCAGGUGAAGAUCACCGACAACGCUCUGGCCCGCGAUUUGUUCCCCAUGGACUACCACUGCCUAGGGGACAAUGAGAACCGACCUGUGCGCUGGAUGGCGCUUGAGAGCUUACUUGACAAUGACUUCUCCAGUGCUAGUGAUGUGUGGGCUUUCGGCGUGACGCUGUGGGAGCUGAUGACUCUGGGCCAGACGCCGUACGUGGACAUCGACCCCUUCGAGAUGUCGGCCUACUUGAAGGACGGAUACAGGAUAGCGCAACCAAUCAACUGUCCUGAUGAACUGUUUGCCGUCAUGGCGUGCUGCUGGGCUCUGGACCCGGAGGAGAGACCCAAAUUCCAGCAGCUGGUCCAGUGCCUCACGGAGUUUCACGCCGCCUUGGGGGCUUACGUUUGA